CUUCUUGUUAUCUUAACAGACUUUCCAACCAUGACUGACAUCAGAGAAAAGCCGACCAUUUUGCUCAUUCCAGGUGCCUGGCACCUAGGCAGCACCUUUGAACCAGUCGCCAACAUACUUCGAGCACAAGGAUACCAAGCUGAGACAGUAACACUACCAUCUGCCGGUGGUCCUUCGACAACCACAGCCUAUGAUGACGCCGAUCAUAUCCGCAAAGCGUACUUGAAUGACCUGAUCGCCCAGGGCAAAGAGGUCAUUCUAGUUCUGCACUCGUACGCCGGAGUUCCCGGCACAGAGAGCGUGAAGGGUCUCGCCCGGAAAGACCUUGCCGCACAGGGCAAAAAGGGCGGCGUGGUCGGGUUAAUAUAUCAAGCUGCUUUCCUGGUUCCUGCGGGAGCAAGCGUCGAGUCGUUUCUACCCAGCGGAUUGGACCCAUUCAUGACGUUAGAGGACAACAAAAUGUAUCCUAAGAAUCCGAGGGAAAGCUUCUACAACGACAUGGAUGAUGAGACUGCCGCGAAGCAUCUCGCUGCAUUGGUUCACCAUGCGCCAGAGGCCAUGCGCACUCCCAUGACCUAUGAGGCCUACCGUGAUGUGCCGACUAGCUACAUUCUGUGUAAUCUGGAUGCUUCAUUUUCCCUUGCCGCGCAACAGAUGGUAGCUGGGAUCCCCGGGGAAGGUGUUGUGCGCACAUACCCCGUUGACGGGGGACAUUUUGCUAUGCUGAGCCAGCCGCAGGCCGUGGCUGAAGUGAUUCAGGAGAUUGCCGGGACUGUGACUUAUGUAUGAGUUAGUGAAUAUUGAAUGAUAGAAGAAACUGAGAAUCUCUG
Molecule: messenger RNA, 830 nt
Organism: Aspergillus steynii IBT 23096
Lineage: Eukaryota; Fungi; Ascomycota; Eurotiomycetes; Eurotiales; Aspergillaceae
Product: alpha/beta hydrolase
Exons: 2
Coding region: 31-789 (252 amino acids)
Source: RefSeq, a predicted model, not a curated record